AUGCAAAACAUCUGGUUAGAGGGUACCGACUGGGAUGAGAAAGUAUCUCGAACAACAUUAGACAGAUGGCAGACUUUCACGAAAAACUACAACGAAAUCAACAACAUACGUAUUCCUCGAUGGGUAGAAUUCUCGCCAACGGAGAAAAUCGAAAUUCAUGGAUUUUGUGAUUCGUCCGAAAAGGCAUACGCGGCUGCAGUCUACUUGCGCGUGGAACGAGAAAAAUGCAUAUUUGUCAAUUUGCUGUUUGCAAAAACUAGAGUUGCACCAGUAAAAACAAUUUCCCUACCUCGAUUAGAACUUUGCGGGGCUGUAUUUCUGGCAGAAACCAUCGAAUCAGUCAUCAAUAAUCUCGACUUAGGCCACUUGCAGAUACACCCAUGUUCGUGGUCUACAUUCGUAGCCCACCGUAUUACCAAGAAAAUCGACAAAGUGGGAAACUUGAAUUGGCGCCACGUGGACUCAGCUACAAAUCUCGCUGAUUUGGCAAGCCGAGGCAUACUGGCGCAAGAAUUGAUCAACAAUGCGUUGUGGUGGCAAGGACCUUCUUGGCUGCAAGAAGAUAAAGAAAAAUGGCCAACACAAGAAACAGACUUUACCACAAACAUUGAAGAGAAAUCUGGAGGACCGAUCGAUGCGAAAAGCGAAAUAUUGCCCUUAAAUCCUUUCAUCGACAAGAACGGUGUUUUGAGAACAGGCGGUCGUCUUGGCGCAUCUCUCGAUCUGGCAUACAACGAACGUUACCCAAUCAUCCUUCCUUAUAAUUGCAGGUUAUCACGUCUGACUGUCCAAUUCGUCCAAGAUGUCUCACUCCACGGUGAAAACCAACUAAUGCUGCGUCUCAUCCGAACGCAGUAUUGGAUUCCGAAGGUCAAAACUAUGAUAAGGUCCAUCAUCUACAAUUGCAAGAUCUGCACGAUAUUUAAGAAACGCUCACAAAAUCAGCUAAUGGCGAUACUACCACAAGAACGAACAACCUAA
Molecule: messenger RNA, 981 nt
Organism: Rhagoletis pomonella (apple maggot)
Lineage: Eukaryota; Metazoa; Arthropoda; Insecta; Diptera; Tephritidae
Exons: 1
Coding region: 1-981 (326 amino acids)
Source: RefSeq, a predicted model, not a curated record